AUGGAGGCUGAAGAGCUAGCUGAGUGCUGUUCAGAGUGUUAUGGGAACAUGCUGAAUGUUGACACAACUGGAGCUUUGGGGACAACUGUGAAAGCAGAUGGUGUGAGCUGUAGAAGACAGCAGCAGAACAUAGAGAAAUACCAGGCCAAGAUAGCAAAAGCUGGCAAUGGUGAGGGUCUUGCUCCAGUUGUGAUUGAUUGCUGGUGUUACCUUCCAAGGGCUGGGACAGAACUGAAGGAUGGCCUGGGUGACCAUGGGAAUGCAUUUGGCUUAACACAGGCUGGCAAACGGUACCAUAAGAUUGGCAAGCCAUGGAACACUGAAGAGCACCUAGGACAAGACACAGAGAUUUUAUACAGGAUGAUAACCAGAAAAAAAUCUCUAUCUUGGACAGAGGAACAGCACCUCAGAGGUGGGAUCUCAGCCUAUAAUGCAGGAGUUAACACUGUCCAGACCUACAACAAAAUGGGUAUUGGCAAAACACACAACUAUGCCAAUGAUGGGGAUGUGAGAGCCAGGUUUUAUAGGAAAUAA
Messenger RNA from Melozone crissalis (California towhee), 534 nucleotides. RefSeq names its product lysozyme g2 (gene LYG2). The record is from RefSeq and is a predicted model, not a curated record. Lineage: Eukaryota; Metazoa; Chordata; Aves; Passeriformes; Passerellidae.